This is a messenger RNA of Leptidea sinapis, 1321 nucleotides long. RefSeq lists its product as uncharacterized. Gene Ontology annotation, molecular function: hydrolase activity, hydrolyzing N-glycosyl compounds. Bases 135 to 1196 code for a protein of 353 amino acids. NCBI's taxonomy places the organism in Eukaryota, Metazoa, Arthropoda, Insecta, Lepidoptera, Pieridae. The transcript is spliced from 8 exons. The record is from RefSeq and is a predicted model, not a curated record.
UCACUUCUAUAUAUUUUUAUAUCAUUUUCGAUAACCGCAAUGUUUUCGAAUUAAAUAUACGGUUAUGAGAGUUUAGCUAACAACGGUUUUGUCUAAUGUUUAGUUUGUUUAUCUAGAUAUUGUGUUUAUCUAAAAUGGUGGCGAGAUAUAAAUAUAUACUAUAUGUGUUGCCGGUGAUAGUAGCUGUGUUACUAGUGGCUAUCCUAUUAGGGCUGUUCUUGAAGCCUGAAUCAAGUUAUCUGGGACCGAAGAUUGUUAUUGAUCACGAUGGUGGAGCUGACGAUGCAAUUGCCAUAUUAAUUGCGCUCAUCAAUGAAAAGUACUUUUCUGGGCCAAACGUUGUAGCAUUGACAACAGUUCACGGUAAUGUUAAUGAAAGUCAGGUUUUCAUUAAUUCACAAAGAAUACUAGAUGUUGCCGACAGGAGCGAUGUCCCAAUUUAUAGAGGAUCUGCAGAACCUUUGAUAAGUGGCAUCAUGUCCGAUUUCUAUUUUGGAUUCGAUGGCUUGGGUGACAAUGAAAUUGAAACAUUUAAAAGAACUGAAGCGCAAUUAGAACAUGCAGCAUUGGGACUUAUUGAACUAUCGAAGAAAUACAGUGGUGAACUAACCAUUGUUGCAAUCGGCGCUUUGACGAACAUAGCUCUUGCGAUCAGACUUGAUCCCGAAUUUAUACAGCGACUUGCCCAUCUUUAUAUUGGCGCUGGACAUAUUUACAGUGAAAGGUUCAAUAAACCCGAGUUUAAUGCAGCCAUGGACGUUGAAGCUUACGAAAUAGCCCUUAGUGACAGCACACCCGAUGACGUCACUUUAUUACCUUUCUCACAAGUAUUGCAAGAUCUUGACAUCGAUAAAAAUUGGCGAACUGAUGUAUUGGGCGCUAUACCAAACAAUAUUGUAAGAAGUUUGAAUGCCUUUGAAAGGGUGUCGCUGCAAUCGUCUGCUAACUGGUCUCUACUGGAUCCGGCAGUUAUGGCUAUUGUUCUAGAGAAAUCUAUUGUUGAUGAAACAAAGUGUUCCUUAAACAGUAUUAUACUAUGCGAUGAGUACAGAGGAAUAAAUACGAAUAACUUUACGUCAGAGACACCAAACAGCGAAGUGGUAUAUAAACUGAAUAAGGAAAAUUAUAAGAAAUUCUUACUCGAGAUAUUUUCAGCUCCCGAAAAUAAUGUCAAAGCCAGCCAAGAAACAGCAUAGUACAAUCUAUACAAUUACGAACUUCUCUUUUCAGGAGCAUUUCUUUUCUACCGCUUUUGACUGCUAAAUGACUCCACUGCAUUAGUUUUUACAAUUACUAUAACUCCUUCUAGUGGUUCCGAUCU